GCAGAUGGUGGGACUAUUGGAAACCGUAAUCCCAGAGCUCCAGCAGAUGGCAUGGAGAGCCCAGCAAUGAGCAGCAGAGGUGGGAGAACCUCGGGAGGAGGAGUUGCUCUGCACAUGUGCAGAAGAAGUAGAGCCAGGAGACAGCAGCAGCAUUCAGCAGCUACUAUAGAGCCAGCAAAGGCACAGCAGCAGCAGCUCUCCCCACCAUCUCCUGCCCAGAGUAACGUGCACAAUGCCGGUGACUGAGAAGGACCUGGCUGAGGAUGCCCCCUGGAAGAAGAUCCAGCAGAACACCUUCACCCGCUGGUGCAAUGAGCACCUGAAGUGUGUGAACAAGAGGAUAGGCAACCUGCAGACCGACCUGAGCGAUGGGCUGCGGCUCAUUGCACUGCUGGAGGUCCUGAGCCAGAAGAGGAUGUACAGAAAGUACCACCAGAGACCCACCUUCAGCCAGAUGCAGCUGGAGAACGUCUCCGUGGCCCUGGAGUUUCUGGAGAAAGAGAACAUAAAGCUGGUGUCCAUAGACAGCAAAGCUAUUGUGGAUGGGAACUUGAAGCUGAUCCUGGGUCUUAUCUGGACCCUCAUUCUGCACUAUUCCAUCUCUAUGCCCGUCUGGGAAGAUGAGGGUGAUGAAGAGACCAAAAACCAGACCCCAAAACAGAGGCUUCUGGGCUGGAUUCAGAACAAAAUCCCUUACCUGCCAAUUACCAACUUCAGCCACAACUGGAAAGAUGGAAAAGCCCUGGGUGCCCUGGUUGACAGCUGUGCUCCAGGUUUGUGCCCAGACUGGGAAACGUGGGACCCCAAGAAGCCUGUUGAUAAUGCUCGGGAAGCCAUGCAACAAGCCGAUGAUUGGCUGGGCGUCCCUCAGGUGAUUGCCCCAGAAGAGAUCAUUCACCCAGAUGUAGAUGAACACUCUGUCAUGACCUACCUGUCUCAGUUCCCGAAAGCGAAACUGAAACCUGGAGCCCCUCUGAAGCCCAAACUGAACCCUAAAAAAGCCAGAGCUUACGGCCGAGGUGUGGACCCAACUGGGAACAUGGUGAAAAGACCGGCGCCGUUCACUGUGGAGACCAUCAGUGCUGGACAAGGAGAAGUUCUGGUCUUUGUGGAGGACCCUGAAGGAAUACGGGAAGAGGCCAAGGUCACACCCAACAAUGACAAGAACAAGACAUUCUCUGUGGAGUAUGUACCUAAAGUGACCGGGAUCCAUAAGGUGACUGUGCUCUUUGCCGGUCAGCACAUUUCAAAGAGUCCAUUUGAAGUGAACGUUGAGAAGGCUCAAGGAGACGCCAGUAAAGUGACAGCUAAAGGACCCGGCCUGGAACCAACUGGCAACAUUGCCAAUAAACCCACUUAUUUUGACAUUUACACAGCAGGGGCAGGAGUUGGGGAUAUUGGCAUAGAGGUGACAGACCCUCAGGGGAAGAACAAUACUGUUGAUAUUGCUCUUGAAGAUAAAGGAAAUUGCGUAUACCGCUGUACCUACAAACCGGUAAAAGCCGGACCUCACAGUGUUGGCAUCAGUUUUGGUGGAGAAGCCACGCCCAAAAGUCCUUAUGUGGUCAAUGUUGGGGAAGCCUGUAACCCGAAUGCUUGUCGAGCCAGCGGACGUGGCUUGCAGCCCAGAGGCGUCAGGAUCAGAGAAACUGCUGAUUUUAAGGUCGACACCAGGCCUGCAGGAAGUGGUGACCUCCAUGUCUCCGUGAAAGGGCCAAAGGGUCUGGACGAGCUUGUGAAACAGUUGGAGGCGGUAGAUGGCGUGCAUUUGUUUGAGUAUUACCCCCUGCACCCUGGGAAACAUGUGGUGACCAUCACUUGGGGUGGAUAUCAGAUCCCUAAAAGCCCAUUUGAAGUCCAGGUGGGACCUGAAGCCGGUCCUCAGAAAGUCCGGGCAUGGGGACCUGGGCUGUGUGGGGGUGUUGUAGGGAGAUCGGCAGACUUUGUGGUGGAGUCCAUAGGCACGGAGGUGGGGUCAUUAGGCUUCGCCAUUGAAGGUCCAUCUCAAGCAAAGAUUGAAUGUGAUGAUCAAAGUGAUGGCUCAUGUGAUGUCAAGUACUGGCCAAAAGAGCCUGGUGAAUAUGCUGUCCAUAUCAUGUGUGACGAUGAAGAUAUUAAGAAUAGUCCGUACAUGGCGUACAUCCAACCAGCAUCAGGAGAUUUUAACCCGGAUAAGGUUAAAGCAUAUGGUCCAGGGCUGGAGAAAAGUGGGUGCAUUGUGAAUAAUCCAGCGGAAUUUUUUGUCGAUCCGAGAGAGGCUGGAAUGGCUCCUUUAAAAGUCUACGCUCAGGAUGUGGAAGGCAAUCUAGUGGAUAUCUACACAAAUCCUAAACCAGAUGGCAUUUAUGCCUGCUCAUACAAUCCGGCUAAACCAAUCAAACAUACAGUUGCCGUUACAUGGGGUGGCAUCAGUGUGCCCAACAGUCCAUUCAGGGUGAACAUCGGACAAGGCAGCCACCCACAAAAAGUCAGAGUUUUUGGCCCUGGUGUUGAGAAAUCAGGUUUAAAAGCAAAUGAGCCGACACAUUUUACAGUGGACUGUACAGAGGCUGGAGAGGGUGACGUUAGUGUUGGAAUUAAGUGUGAUGCCAAUGCGACCAAUGAUGAAGAAGACAUUGAUUUUGAUAUCAUCCCCAAUGCAAAUGACACAUUUACCGUUAAGUACAUGCCCCCUGCUGCAGGACGGUAUACUAUUAAAGCUCUCUUCGCUGGAGAGGAAAUUCCAUCUAGCCCAUUCAGAAUCCGAGUCGAACCCUCACAUGAUGCCAGCAAAGUGAAGGUGGAAGGUCCAGGGCUUAGUAAAUCUGGUGUUGAAAAUGGGAAACCGACUCAUUUUACAGUCUUUACCAAAGGUGCUGGAAAAGCCCCUGUUGAUGUUCACUUCAAUGGACCCUCCCCAGGAGAUGCUGUAAAAGAUUUUGAAAUUAUUGAUAAUUACGAUUACUCCCACACUGUCCGAUACACACCAGUCCAGCAGGGAAAGAUCAACGUAGACGUCAAUUAUGGAGGGGACGCUAUUCCAAAAAGCCCAUUUACUGUAGGGGUUGCGGCUCCUUUGGACCUCAACAAGAUCAAGAUCAAUGGAUUAGAUAGUAGAGUUGAAGUUGGUAAAGACCAGGAGUUCUCCGUAGACACAAAGGGCGCUGGUGGACAAGGUAAACUAGAUGUCAAAAUUAGCAGUCCCAGCAAGAAGUCUGUUCCUUGCUUAGUGGAACCAGUUCCUGGCAAAGAAUCCAGCUCUGUGAAAUAUAUCCCCAAAGAGGAAGGUGUGUAUGAUGUGGAGGUGAACUAUGAUGGGAACCCAGUUCCAGGAAGUCCGUAUACUGUGGAAGCCACCUUACCGCCUGAUCCUACAAAGGUUAAAGCUUAUGGGCCUGGCCUAAAAGGAGGACUUGUUGGGCAAGCUGCAGAAUUUACCAUUGACACUAAAGGAGCAGGCACUGGAGGCUUGGGCCUAACUGUUGAAGGUCCUUGUGAAGCUAAAAUUGAAUGUUCCGAUAAUGGCGAUGGCACAUGUUCAGUCUCCUACUUGCCUACCACACCUGGUGAAUACUUUGUCAACAUCCUUUUUGAAGAGACUCAUAUUCCAGGUUCACCCUUCCAAGCCGACAUUGAAAUGCCCUUUGAUCCCACAAAAGUCAUUGCUAUAGGUCCUGGCUUGGAGAAUGGCAAAGUUGGGGAGGCUGGCCUGAUUCAUGUGGACUGUUCACAAGCAGGACCUGGAGUUCUGACAAUGGAAGCAGUGUCUGAUUCUGGUUCUAAAGCGGAGGUUUACAUCCAAGAUAACAGUGAUGGAACCCAUGCAGUCACCUAUGUCCCACUGUUUGCUGGCAUGUAUACAUUGUCUAUGAAAUAUGGAGGUGAACAAGUGCCAAAAUUUCCUUCCAGGGUUAAGAUUGACCCAUCAGUGGACACCAGUAAAAUCAAAGUAUUUGGACCUGGGGUAGAAGAGGAUGGUGUUUUCAGAGAAGCUACAACAAAUUUUACGGUGGAUGCGCGAUCUCUGACACGGACGGGGGGAAACCACAUCAAGACCAAAAUCCUAAAUCCAUCUGGGGCAUCCACAGAUUGUCUAAGCAAAGAUAAUGGUGAUGGAACAUAUGACUUGGAGUACACACCUUUUGAAAAAGGUGUCCAUUCUGUGAAGGUGACAUAUGAUGAUGAACCUGUACCUAAAAGUCCAUUUAAGGUGGGAGUGACAGAAGGCUGUUUUCCCACUCGGGUAAAGGCUCAAGGUCCUGGACUUCAGGAGGCUCUCACAAACAAACCAAAUGCCUUCUCUGUAAUAACAAGAGGUGCUGGAAUUGGUGGUCUGGGGAUUACAGUCGAGGGUCCAUCAGAAUCCAAAAUGUCUUGUAAGGACAAUAAGGAUGGAAGCUGCAGCGUUGAAUACAUCCCUUUUGCCCCAGGAGAAUAUGAUGUGAAUAUCACGUAUGACUCUGAGCAUAUUCCAGGAAGUCCUUUCAAGGUUCCUGUAAAAGAUGUUGUAGAUCCCAGCAAAGUGAAGAUAGCUGGCAGCGGACUGGGAAAUGCCGUUCGGGCUAAAGUUCCCCAACAAUUUACAGUAGACACUAGCAAAGCCGGUAUUGCUCCUCUUAACGUGGUGGUGGCUGGGCCGAGAGGGGUUGUGGAACCAGUCGACAUAAUUGAUAAUGGAGAUGGGGCACAUACUGUGGCCUACACACCUAGCGUCGAAGGCCCUUACACUGUGUCUGUCCAGUAUGCCGAUGAGGAGAUUCCAAGGAGUCCUUUCAAGGUGAAGGUUCUUCCGACCUAUGAUCCCAGCAAGGUGACCGCCAAUGGCCCAGGGCUUAGCACCCAGGGAGUUCCGGCCAGUCUUCCCGUUGACUUCGCAGUAAAUGCUAAAGAUGCUGGGUUGGGAGCUCUCUCUGUCCAAAUUACUGACCAAGAAGGUAAGCCGAAGAAGGCUGAAAUCCUGGACAACAAGGACGGAACCUAUGCCGUAUCAUACGUUCCUGACAAAACUGGGCGCUAUCAGGUGGCAGUUAAAUAUGGUGGUGAUGAUAUUCCUUACUCUCCAUAUAGAGUCCGGGCAAUGCCCUCAGGAGAUGCCAGCAAGUGCACCGCUGCAGGGCCUGGCAUACAACCUGCGGUGAAGACUGGCGAGGAGGUCGGCUUUGUGGUUGAUGCCACGACCGCUGGAAAAGGGAAAGUGACUUGCAGCAUACUGGAUCCAGAUGGCCUGGAAUCAGAAGCAGAUGUAAUUGAAAAUGAAGAUGGCACGUAUGAUAUCUUCUACACUACCGCUAAAACCGGACCCUAUGUCAUACACGUCCGCUUCGGUGGAGUGGACAUCCCUAACAGUCCCUUCACUGUCAUGGCUACAGAUGAAGUCCCAGUAGUGGCUCAAGAGCAGACUCUAAAUGCCUGUCCUCCAGGCUAUGAACCCUUGGUAUCUGAAUCUGCAUAUGCACCUGUUGGCUCUAUGAAUGGCAUGGGCUUCAGGCCUUUCGAUUUGGUUAUACCAUUUGCCAUAAGAACAGGAGAGAUAACAGGUGAAGUCAUUAUGCCUUCAGGGAAGACUGCGCCUGCGGAAAUAGUUGACAACAAAGAUGGAACAGUGUCUGUGCGUUAUGUUCCAACGGAGACCGGACUCCAUGAGUUACACAUCAAAUGUAAUGGAGCGCAUAUUCCAGAGAGUCCGUUACAGUUCUUUGUUAACUAUCCAAAUACUGGAAGCGUUUCAGCUUAUGGACCAGGCCUGAUAUAUGGUGUAGCCAACAAGCCAGCCACAUUCACCAUUGUUACAGAGGACGCAGGAGAAGGUGGUCUUGAUCUGGCAAUUGAAGGACCCUCAAAAGCAGAGAUCAGCUGCAUUGAUAACAAGGACGGAACAUGCAGUGUGACCUACCUGCCAACGCUACCUGGGGACUACAGCAUCCUAGUUAAAUACAAUGAUACACAUAUUGCGGGAAGCCCGUUUAUUGCCAAAAUUACUGAUGACAGCAGGAGACGUUCCCAAGUCAAACUGGGGUCCACGGCUGAUUUCUUGCUGGAUAUCAACGAGACAGAUCUCAGCCUGCUGACAGCCAAUAUUAAAGCCCCAUCUGGUCAUGAUGAGCCAUGUAUACUGAAGAGGCUGCCAAAUAACCAUAUUGGUAUCUCUUUUAUUCCACGGGAAGUGGGUGAACAUUUGGUCAGCAUAAAGAAAAAUGGGCGUCAUGUCCCCAACAGUCCUAUAUCCAUCAUGGUCUACCAGUCGGAAAUAGGAGAUGCCAGCAAGGUGAAAGUUUAUGGUCAAGGGUUAACAGAGGGACGUACGUUUGAGAUGUCUGAUUUUGUGGUGGACACCAGAGAAGCUGGCUAUGGUGGGCUCUCCUUAGCAGUUGAAGGACCAAGUAAAGUUGACAUUCAGACUGAAGACUUAGACGAUGGCACCUGCCAGGUCUCUUAUUGUCCAACAGAGCCAGGUGUUUAUAUUGUAUCCAUCAAAUUUGCGGAUGAACACAUCCCAGGAAGUCCCUUCACAGCCAAAGUGACAGGAGAAGGGAGAGUGAAGGAGAGUAUUACAAGACGGAGAAAGGCUCCAUCGGUGGCUACAGUAGGGGGCAUCUGUGAACUAAAUUUAAAAAUCCCAGAAAUCGAUAGGCGAGAAAUGUCUGCUGUAGUCACCAGCCCCUCGGGGCGAACAGAUGAGGCUGAAAUAGUUGACCUUGGCCAGAAUACAUCAUGUGUGCGCUUUAUUCCACAAGAGAUGGGGGUGCACACAGUGAGUGUAAAAUACAAAGGGGAGCACCUGCCGGGCAGCCCAUUCCAGUUCACUGUAGGGCCACUGGGAGAAGGGGGAGCGGAGAAAGUGAAGGCCGGAGGCCCCGGUCUGGAGAGAGGAGAGGCUGGUAUUCCAGCUGAAUUCAGCAUAUGGACGCGAGAAGCGGGUGCUGGGGGGCUUUCCAUCGCAGUGGAGGGUCCAAGCAAAGCAGAGAUCUCAUUUGAAGACCGUAAAGAUGGUUCCUCCGGAGUGUCUUAUGUUGUACAAGAACCUGGUGACUACGAAGUGAUCAUCAAGUUCAACGAUGAACAUAUACCUCAGAGCCCGUUCAUGGUGCCCAUCAUCGCCCCGUCUGAUGACGCCCGUAGGCUGACUGUCUCUAGUCUUCAGGAGUCUGGCCUCAAGGUGAAUCAGCCGGUAUCAUUUGCCAUCAGACUGAAUGGAGCAAAGGGCAAGAUAGAUGCCAAGGUGCAUAGUCCUUCUGGAGCUGUGGAAGAAUGCCAUGUUUCCGAACUGGAGCCGGACAAAUACGCAGUGCGUUUCGUUCCACGGGAGAAUGGCAUACACACAAUUGAUGUGAAGUUUAAUGGCAGCCAUGUACCUGGCAGUCCUUUUAAAGUACGUGUGGGAGAACCAGGGCAGGAGGGUGACCCAGCUCUUGUUACGGCGUAUGGAACUGGACUGGAGAGAGGAACCACAGGGAAACAGUCUGAAUUCACCAUCAACACAAGUAAAGCAGGGCCCGGGGCCCUCUCUGUCACCAUCGAAGGCCCAUCAAAAGUGACAAUGGAAUGUAAGGAGUGCCCAGAAGGCUACAAUGUCCUCUAUACUCCAAUGGCCCCUGGAAAUUAUAUGAUUGGAGUGAAGUACGGGGGUCCCAACCACAUCCUUGGUAGUCCAUUCAAAGCAAAAGUAACAGGUCAGAGACUAGUCAGUGUUGGGGGAGUCAGUGAAACGUCAUCUAUCAUAGUGCAGUCUGUGACCCGCGCCUCCACAGAGACUGUAUAUAGUGCGCUGCCAAGGUUUGCUUCAGAUGCCAGUAAAGUCACAUCCAAAGGGGCCGGUCUGUCAAAAGCCUAUCUGGGACAGAAGAGCAUGUUCACCGUAGAUUGCAGUAAAGCAGGCUCUAACAUGUUACUAGUCGGAGUACAUGGUCCCACAAUACCCUGCGAGGAAGUAUCUAUAAAACAUCUGGGUAACAAACAGUAUAAUGUCAACUACCAUGUGAAGGAGAAAGGGGAUUACACUCUGGUAGUAAAAUGGGGAGAAGAGCACAUCCCCGGGAGCCCCUUCCAUGUCACCGUCCCGUAAAAUCCAUACAUUUUCCCAUCAGGAUUCAGAAGAAAGAAAAGACCUUUAUUGUCUGAUUCUCGUGGAGAUACCAUCGAAGGAUCUUCAGAAGUGAACAAAAACUUUCAUUGUAAUUUUAUGUGACUUUUUUAUACUAGGGAAAUUUUAAAAUUUUACAUGUAUUUUAGGUGUCCAAUUUAUAAUAUAAAUAGCGAAUCUCUACUGCUGAAAGGGCUUAUUUAUACUUGUUAAUAUUGUCUAACCCAUUGGAUGCCAAGUACAAUUACUUGUUCAUGGCGAAAAUUCUGAGUGAUGAUUUCAUAAGGGGACCAAUUAAAGUUUCUUAAAGAUCUGUAUGAAUUAAAACUGUAUUACCUCCAUCCACCCAGUGUCCGAUAUGUAAUGGAACUACUGAUUAUCCCUGUUCUAAGCCUCCGUCUAAUGUCUACUAAAUAGCAUCUGAAGUGAGAAUUGUGAUACUUAGAAGUAGUUGUGUGCCUUUUGUGUAUGUGACUAUUCAGUCACUGAGUUAAGCAGAAAGGCAAAUUAAAAUAGCUCUUUACCACUGCAGUAAGUGAUGCUUCCACCGUCAAUAGAACACUAAAUUAUAUUCUAGCCCAGUCUCUGCUGUUUACAUGUUAGACCGAAUGUAUAUUUUUGGGAGGGUUUUCUAUAAAUGCCAGCAAUCUUAUUUUUAUUGUUGACAAAAUAACUGCAAUCAGCACAUAAAUUAUUACUGUUAUAUAAGGUCACACUGAUAUCAAAUGGGCUGCGUUUGGUUAUUUUUUUUUAUAUAUCCUGAUGAUUAGUACUCAUUAGUGAAGGGCUUGGGUGUAGUGAUCAUCAUCUGCCUCUGUUGUAUGUUACUCUGUUUUGUUGCCAAUCAAACCCCUGCUGAGUUAUACUGCCAGAACGGCAUAUUUGUAUGCUUAUUAUAAUUAAUGAUAAUUAUAUGAUCAUUGUAUCGUUUUGGCAAUCAGCUCAUCUGCUAUAUACGAAAGGGAAAUACAUUAAACAAAUGACACUAGUAUCAAACACAUGGACAAGUUCUACUGUCCUGGCCCAAGGUAUAAGGUAAAUAUAUAAAUGUAUGUAACAGAUAAUUUCUAGCCGAUUGCUAGAGCCCAGUCAUAUAUGGAUUGUAAGUACCUAUUGCGGUUCCUGAAUAAUCAGCUUGGAAAACCUUCUUUUGUUCAUGACCUCAAGCACAGAUGCUUUUUUUAAAGCAGACUUUCCACGGGGUUACACUUUCACUGGUGAAAUGCGCAAAAGUCAUUUUUAAUAGGUAAACAGUAUUUUGUUUUCUACAUAAAAUAACUUUAUAGCAGACUGUUUUCUGAUCUUUUCUAGAAUAUGCAGUGCAUUUUAAAACACUAUUUUGGAUACACUAGCUGGCAUACCGAGAUAUUUGAAGCUUUUACUGUGUUUUGUGCCUCACUCUGAAACUCACUACUUUGUAAACCUGAAACGGAGAAACCAAUAAACUGGAAUAAAUGGUUUAGUAUCUGAUGCAAA
Molecule: messenger RNA, 9535 nt
Organism: Pseudophryne corroboree (corroboree frog)
Lineage: Eukaryota; Metazoa; Chordata; Amphibia; Anura; Myobatrachidae
Gene: FLNB
Product: filamin B
Exons: 46
Coding region: 233-8041 (2602 amino acids)
Biological process (GO): actin cytoskeleton organization
Molecular function (GO): actin filament binding
Source: RefSeq, a predicted model, not a curated record